Messenger RNA from Aspergillus welwitschiae, 1065 nucleotides. RefSeq names its product putative SNARE protein (Ufe1). Lineage: Eukaryota; Fungi; Ascomycota; Eurotiomycetes; Eurotiales; Aspergillaceae. The transcript is spliced from 3 exons. Gene Ontology annotation, biological process: retrograde vesicle-mediated transport, Golgi to endoplasmic reticulum. Bases 1 to 1065 code for a protein of 354 amino acids. Gene Ontology annotation, cellular component: endoplasmic reticulum; SNARE complex. The record is from RefSeq and is a predicted model, not a curated record.
AUGACCGACCUCACCCCAACAUUCUCCGAGCUGCUGCGCAGCAAAUCCCCCUCUUCGAAACUCUCCACAGGCUACAUGACCACCGAAAUCGCCGACGAAUUCCUCAAAGAAGCCUACCGAAUUAAUAAUCAUAUAACAUCAUUACUAUCCUACCUCCACACAAUCCGCCCCUCCUACCUCUCCCUCACCACCAAACCCACCACCAAACAACAACACCAACACCAACAACCAGAGAUCCUAGACGACACCGCCCGCGACACCAUCACCACCACCACCUCGACCCUCCUAUCCAACCUCUCCACCUCAAUCACCACCCUCAGCGCAGCGGAGAAUCUCCGCCAGGAAACCGUCUCUAGAAGCAUAACGCAGCGGUUCGGGAAGGGGUUGUUAGCGAAGUGGGCGGGGGGCGCGACACUCACCUCUGGGAAUGAUAAUGAGGGAAAGGAGGAAGAACAGGUCGUGGAAGAAGAGAAGGAGAAGGUGUUGAAGGGGGUGAGGGAGAGUGUGCUUUUCUAUCUGAGGAUUAAGUUGGGAGGGUUGGUUAAUGAGCAGAGGGAUAUGGUUGAGAAGAGGAUUGAGAGGGUUAGGGAGAGGGAGAGGAGUGUUUUGUAUAAAUUAAGUGGUGGUAAGGGUGGAUGGGGGAGUGUGGAGGGGGGGUCGUGGAGGGGAGAUGUUGCUGGAGGUGGUACUACGGGAAGUGUGAUGAUGGAUGAGAGUGAAGUCAAGGAGAUCGAGAAGCAGUUGACCCCUCAGCAAUUGCAGCUCUUUGAGGAGGAGAAUGAUUCCAUGGUCAAGUAUUUUGAGGAUGUGGUCGGGAAGGUUCAGAACGCAGAGAAAUCCCUCCUUGAGAUAUCCUCCCUCCAGCAGACGCUCGUGUCGCAUCUGUCUACACAAGAGGAAUACAUUUCGCAGCUUGUGACGGAUGCGAGCAAUACGGAAGCGAAUAUCGGGCAGGGAAAUAAGGAGUUGAAGCGCGCGACGGAGAGACGGAGUACCGCGCAGGCGGUGUUUUGGGGGACUGUGGGGUUGUGUACAUGGUUGGUUGUUUGGGAUUUGGUUUUUUAG